This is a messenger RNA of Daphnia carinata, 2414 nucleotides long. Its product is annotated as U3 small nucleolar RNA-associated protein 14 homolog A-like. The record is from RefSeq and is a predicted model, not a curated record. Gene Ontology annotation, biological process: rRNA processing. The transcript is spliced from 8 exons. Lineage: Eukaryota; Metazoa; Arthropoda; Branchiopoda; Diplostraca; Daphniidae. Gene Ontology annotation, cellular component: nucleolus; small-subunit processome. Bases 123 to 2348 code for a protein of 741 amino acids.
UUUAACGAACUAGUCUUCAGUGUUAGUUACCACGUGUUUAUUGCGCGAUUUUCUGCUCGUUUCAGUUCUCCUUUCAUUAUAAUUAAGUGUCACACAAAUAAGUUACUAGCAAUUCUGCCAAAAUGUCCAAACUGAAAAUUCUUCAACCUGUGGAAGACAAGCAGGAGUUUCUUGACAUAGAUGAAGCUGCAAGUGAUGAUGAAGAUGAGGAAAAACAUGAGAAAUUGUUGAAUGCCAUAUCAAAAUUGGGAAAUAAAAAGAUGAAGAUUACCCAGAGAACUGAACCAGUCUCCAGAAUCAAUGAGCAUGCUUUAGUUCAAAUUGGAUCUGAUAAAUCAAAGACAAAUAAAAUUAAGGUUGAUGACCUGCUCAGUGUGAUUGCCGAGAAGCCUCGUUUGGAUGCACUUAAGAAAGCUGUGAAGCAGGCCAAAUCAAAAUCAUCUACAUUAAAAGCUCCCCUCGAAAAGCCACAAGCAUUGAGAGUUGAGAGGGCCGCUGGUUAUGAAAAGAUUAAAGAUGAAGUAUCAAAAUGGGAUGACAUUGUGAAAAGCAAUCGAGUAGCUGAACAACUGAUCUUCCCUAUGAACCAACCCUCCAUAAAAAUGCAUUCAGCUUCUGAGUUUACAGCAAAGUUCAAGCCCAAAACACCCCUGGAACAGCAGAUCAGCGAACUUCUGCGGGGCAACAAACAUGUCCAAGCUGAAAAUGAGGAGCUUACCCCAGCCGAAAAAGAAGCGUUAACUACCAUGUCAUUGAAAGAAGCUUUAGAGAGACGGAGAGAAUUGGCGAAAAGCAGAGCUCUUCAGUCAUAUCAAGAGGCUAAAGCGAGGCGACAAAAUAAAAUCAAGAGUAAAACGUAUCAUCGGCUUCUUAAGAAAGAAAAAAUGAAAAAUCACGUCAAAGAAUUCGAGGCCCUCAAAGAGCAUGAUCCACAGAGGGCACUAGAAAAACUGGACCAACUGGAGAAAAAGCGCAUCGAGGAGCGUAUGACGUUGAAGCACAAAGGCGCUGGCAAAUGGGCCAAGUUGCAAGCCAUUCGUUCAAAAUACGAUCAAAAUGCACGAGAAUCACUAGCAGAUCAACUGCGACUUGGCAAGGAAGUUACAAGAAAAAUUAAGAAGCCUGAUGAUGAAUCUGAAGAGGAUAUUCCGUCUGUUCCCCUCGAGAAAAGCGACAACCCAUGGUUGGGUGGGUCUUUACCAGAUUCAUCUUAUCCUACUACAGAGAUAACAUCUGGUUACCGGAAACUCUGGGACAACGUCAAUAAAGGCAAAGAGAUAAAGAAGAAAAUGAAUAAAGAAGUACAAAAAACUGCAAAAAAGCCAAGCAAACUUAAAGAGUAUCCUCCAACUGACGAGAAUAUUGAUCAUUCGACGACAGUUGAUUCUGCCGAAAAUGAAAGUGUUGCGUCCGAAUCCUAUGACGUUCAGGAAGAAUUUUCAGAACAAUUAGAUGAAGGUUUGGUUCGUAAAAGUACAAUGGAAGAUUUCCAGCAAACUGUUGAAGAUAUUGAAAUGAAACAAAUCACAUACAAAAAGCAAAGCAAAAGGCAACCGGCACCAAAAAUAGAUCCCAACGCAGCGAGUGUUCCAGCCAAAACCAAGAUGGCUUCAGACAUAGAUCCUCUCAAAUUUCUUUCGAUGCCAGACUCGGUAAUAACAAAUUCGUCAGUACCUGUAACUGAAGAAGGUAACGAGGAAGAAGAAGAAGAACAACGUCGAAUGACGUUGGCAGAGGCGUUUGCUGAUGAUGAUGUGAUCGAACAGUUCAAAGAGGAGAAAAAAAGAAUUGUCAAUGCAGCCACUCCUAAAGAUAUCGAUUUGACUCUGCCUGGUUGGGGAGAGUGGGGUGGAGCUGGUGUGAAAAUCUCCAAUCGAAAGAAAAAACGAUUUAUCAUCAAAGCCCCACCGGCCCCUAAGCGAAGAGAUGACAACCAAGGAAACCUUAUUAUUAACGAAGACAAGAACCCAAACAUGCGUCGGCAACAAGUUAAUGAUUUGCCAUUCCCAUUCCGCUCGGCGGCGGCAUUCGAAUCUACUAUUCGAGCACCAGUGACAUCGACGUUUGUUCCUGAAUCGGCAGUCCGUAAACUGACAGCACCGAAGGUCUUAACCAAGAUCGGCACUGUGAUAACUCCGAUGACAGAUGAAGUACUCAUCUCUGCGGCAAAGCGAAAUAAAGAAACGGAAGAUACAAUGGAACUUGAGAAUAGCAAAAAACCGACACCUGGGAAGUAUCAGAAAAGACAAAAAUCCCAACUGACUACCAAACCAACCAAGAGAAGCAAGAUACAGAAAAAUCAAUGGCAGAUUACUGACACGUCUGCAACCAACUCGUUAAAAAAAUAAUGAUUUAUUGAAAAAUUCUUUUUGCUUCACUUCCUUGACGUCGAAUAUAUCCUGUUUGGAAUUCCA